Molecule: messenger RNA, 696 nt
Organism: Amyelois transitella
Lineage: Eukaryota; Metazoa; Arthropoda; Insecta; Lepidoptera; Pyralidae
Gene: mRpL49
Product: large ribosomal subunit protein mL49
Exons: 2
Coding region: 42-626 (194 amino acids)
Biological process (GO): translation
Cellular component (GO): ribosome; mitochondrial large ribosomal subunit
Molecular function (GO): structural constituent of ribosome
Source: RefSeq, a predicted model, not a curated record
CUUAUUGCUCUUGUAGCAAUUCGCUCUAUUCGCUAUUCAAAAUGGCGACGGUGUUGCGCUCACAGUGCGCGUUUGCACGAGUUUUUGUUGGAAAAACUGGACGAAUCCUGAACAACUCAACUGAUUUGGGUACAAAAAUCACUCAAGAAACACAAUCGGUAACAUUUUACCCAAGGAAAUAUUCAAAUUAUGCGCAUUCGCCAUUUGUUCAUAAAAUAAAAGAACAAUACGAAUUUGAAGUAGUGAAGAAACCCCCAGAAUGGACUUACGUAGAACGAUUGUUGCCUUUUGAAAACAUUCCUCAAUUAAAACCCAAGGAUAAAUAUCCAUCUGGCUUUGUACCUCAAAAAGAAGAAUCUAUAAAUUUGCCCUACUUUCUUCCUAGAAAUAAAUAUCAUGACGUUCCAAUUUAUUUACAAUUGUCACACCGUGGUCAACGUAAAAUAUCAGAAAUAAGAAAAAUUGAAGGUGACAUAUGGCUAUUGAAUGAUGAAGUAAAGGCCCUUUUAAAAACUAAGCACCAAAAAUAUAUAGAAACAAGAGUCCAUGAAUUAACAAGGACCAUUGAAGUAAAAGGGGAUUACGUAAAUGAUUUGAAAGAAUGGGCCUAUUCUAAAGGGUUAUAAGGUGCUUGCAUGUAUGCAUGUAAUGUCUGUCAUAGUACUUAGAUUUCCAAUAAAAUUUUGUUAAUAAAAA